UCAUCAUCCGUUCAGGAGGCUAAUUAUUCAUUUUUCUUGGUGUUUAAAAAAAAAGGGAGAGAAACAAAAGGGCCAUUUCCACACCAAAUCUCGGCCGCAUAUAUAAAUAUCGCAACUCCCUCCUCUUCCUCUUCAAAGAAAGUUUUGCAACCAUUCUCAGAAAAUCACACGAUAAUCUUGUGGAAAUCCCAGCUCUCUCUUUUUUUUUUCCUCUCUGCAUUUUUUUUUUGCGCAAAAGGAACAGGACAGAGGAGAAAGCUUGUCGCUUGGAAGAAGAGAAGGAGAUGACGAUGAUUCAUCACACAGAAGUUCUUAUGGAUGUUUUCGCUUUCCAUGGUCCUUUCUCAAUCUGCAAGGAUGUUGCAGGAAUUGCAGGCAACAUCUUUGCCUUUGGGCUCUUUGUCUCACCCAUGCCGACGUUUAGAAGAAUCAUCAGAAACCGAUCAACGGAACAGUUCUCGGGUUUGCCUUACAUAUACGCCCUCUUGAACUGCCUGAUCUGCUUGUGGUACGGCACACCAUUCGUAUCUCCCAACAAUGUCAUGGUUGUGACGGUUAAUUCCAUCGGUGCCAUCUUUCAGCUCUCAUACAGUAUCCUCUUCGUUAUAUACGCCGAGAAAAAGAACAAGAUGCGUAUGCUCGGGUUACUGCUCGCGGUAUUUUCAGUGUUUGCAGUGAUUGUAGCAGGAAGCCUGCAGAUACCCGACAAGCUGACGAGAUGGUUCUUCGUCGGGUUCUUGAGCUGCGGCUCUCUCGUUUCAAUGUUUGCUUCGCCUUUGUUCGUGAUCAAUCUGGUGAUCAGGACAAAGAGCGUUGAGUUCAUGCCGUUUUAUCUGUCUCUAUCGACGUUCUUGAUGAGCGUUUCGUUCUUUCUCUACGGGUUAUUCAACAACGACGCCUUUAUUUUUAUGCCGAAUGGGAUAGGAACGGUUCUGGGGAUCGUGCAACUGGUUCUGUACUUCCACUACCACGGAAAGUCCAGAGAGACCGAAUCGAAAGAGCCCUUGAUGGUAUCUUACGUAUGAAAUUGGUUUCGGAAAAGGAAUCCUUCCGCUGUCGAGAUUGAAGCUGGAAAAUUUUUCAGUUCUGGCGAUUUCUCUUGACAUGGACAAUUGUUGAUGGAGCCUCUCUCUGGUCUGCCGUGGGAUUGAAGAACGUUGUUUCUUGUCUCUUGUGUUGCUUGCGAAGAUUAUUUUAUUGUUUUUGUUCAUCUGAUCUGUUCUGUUCUGUUCUUUCUCUUCCCUUCACGGCAAAGUAAGUGUAAAAACGAUUUGCUUCUACAUCACGUAAAGCCAUUGUUUAUACAGUUUGACAUUUGAACGAAGAUGGCUGAAGCUUCUGCGUCU
Molecule: messenger RNA, 1346 nt
Organism: Tarenaya hassleriana
Lineage: Eukaryota; Viridiplantae; Streptophyta; Magnoliopsida; Brassicales; Cleomaceae
Product: bidirectional sugar transporter SWEET2
Exons: 6
Coding region: 285-1025 (246 amino acids)
Biological process (GO): carbohydrate transport
Cellular component (GO): membrane
Molecular function (GO): sugar transmembrane transporter activity
Source: RefSeq, a predicted model, not a curated record